AGAGAGCUUACCCUUCCAGAUAUAGAAGCACCACCGCGCCCAUUCUCAGCUGGUCUUCACUACUCGGUGGAGUAGUAGCUAGCUGGAGUAGCUAGCUAGCAACCACUGUCGCUAGAGCUAGUUCUAGUUGGUAGCAACAGUAUAUACGUCCGGAUUUGGAUAUGGAGGAAGCGAAGAGAAAGGCGCCGCGGGUGUUCGGGCACGCGCAAGCUGCGGCGGAGUUGUCGCUGUCUUUGGCGCCGGCGGGGAGCAUCGUCCAAGCGGCAGCGGCGGCUGUUGGCGCCCCGACGGCGGCGCGCGUGGGCGGCGGCGAGGAGCGGCGGCGGCUGUUCCAGUGCCUGUUCUGCGACAGGACGUUCCUCAAGUCGCAGGCGCUGGGCGGCCACCAGAACGCGCACCGCUGGAAAGACCGCGCCGGGGGCCGGUUCAGGGACCCCUACGGCGAAGAAGAAGAGCCUGGGUACUAUUGCCACGGCCAUCAUGAGCAGCCUGGCUUCGUCCACGACACUUCCACGCCUCGAGGCCUCGAGGUAAUGGGCGGUGGACAUGCAGAUGUUGAGCGAAGCUGGCCGAGGGCCUCCGGCGACGGGGGCGAGAAGCUGGACCUCCAGCUUCGUCUCUAACUAGCUAGCUAGUCUGGUUUUCUGUUAUGCCAUUUCUGUUGUUAAUCGCUGUGUGUUGCUAGCUAGCUACUACUACGUAGUCCUCCUGUAAAUACGAACCGGGGAAUGUCUAGCUAUGCCUAUCUAUGUGAUUCUAUGUACGUCAUGCCAGUGAAUUAGCAAUAAAUAAUUUGCUCGUGGCUUGUAAUA
This is a messenger RNA of Brachypodium distachyon (stiff brome), 812 nucleotides long. Its product is annotated as zinc finger protein 2. The transcript has a single exon. Gene Ontology annotation, molecular function: DNA-binding transcription factor activity. NCBI's taxonomy places the organism in Eukaryota, Viridiplantae, Streptophyta, Magnoliopsida, Poales, Poaceae. The record is from RefSeq and is a predicted model, not a curated record. Bases 162 to 623 code for a protein of 153 amino acids.